AUGGACCCCAAGGAAAUCGAACAGUAUUAUCGCGACAUACCAGUACCGAAGGAAUCAGAAGUCAACAUGUCCUCCCUACCAACUCGUCCUCCCCCUCCUCCGCCCAUCUCGCUCUCCGUUUCCCCAUCUUUUCCAGGUACUCCAAAGAGAGAGGUGUCGCCCGUAUCAACAACAAGAAGAAGUGAGGACGACGUGGAUGAAUGGGAUGCCUACGAUGAUCCUCAAGACGAGACCUUGAACGAGGCCGCAACGCCAUCAAGAACCGAUAGCCCCUCUAGGUUCCCCAGUUUCUCCUCGACAAAUCUUCCAGCGCCAGAGACACGCAUGGUAGUUGCCCUCGACUAUGGAACGACCUUUACCGGGGUUGCCUAUCUCUCCGUCGCUUCAAGACAAAGGGACCAGGACCUUGAUGCGCUUGCUGACGACAUACGGGUACUCCAAGGAUGGCCAACACACGAAUCCGAGAAAGUCCCUUCGGAGAUUUCGUACUCACCUUCGCCAAAGGGAUGCAGGCAAUGGGGGUAUGACAUCGAUGACAACUCCCGAGUCCUCAAGUGGACCAAGCUCGAGCUGGAAGACACACGGAAUCGAAGUGCCGAGCUAAAGACAUUGGCUGAGACGCUUUUGGGCCUGCAACUGCUCGACUUGAGCGAAGAUGCUGUCAUCAAGAACGAUAUUCCACGACACUUGGCCAAGGAACCAGAGGAUAUUGUCAAAGAUUAUCUCGACGAAAUUGCUGAGCAGACCCUUGAAGAGAUUCAAACCCAGGUUGGAAGGAGGGUUGCCGACAAUAUUCCCAUCGACAUGGUCAUCACACAUCCUGCUAAAUGGUCCGAUAAAGCCCUGAACUCAACAUACCGUGCUGUCCGCGCCGCCUUCAAGGCCGACCUCUUCCCCAAAAUCCGCAACUUCUCCUUCGUCUCCGAACCCGAAGCAUGCGCCCACUACACCUUACGAGAAGCCAUGCGUGAAGAGCGUGUAAACUUUCGAAGAAAUGACUGCUUCAUCGUCGUCGAUGCUGGUGGCGGUACUGUUGAUUUGGCCUCAUAUAAAGUCGUUUCACUCGAUCUCGACAAGAAACAAUUCAAGCUCGAACAAAUCGGCUACCCACUAGGCGACAACUGCGGCGCCACUUGUAUCGACCGAGCAUUCGAGCGGUUUAUCGAACAUAAGCUGGGGCAGGAGGACUGGGACAAGCUGAUGGAGACUGAUUCACAAGACCAAGCGACGGGAGGACACUCGAUUAUCAAACCAAAGCUGCGCAUGCUACAUGGGAGGUUUGAGGGCAUCAAGCAUCAGUUCGACGGCAAGGAUCAGAAGCUCGGGUUUCCCAUUCAGUUGCCACGAGGAAUCGGUACGACAGACGAUGACGAACGGGGAAUUAUGAAUGGUGCUAUCAAGAUUACCGUUGACGACCUAAAAGCCAUGUUCAAACAUUCAGUCGACAAAACCCUCGUUCUCAUCGGAAAAGCAGCCACACAGAUCCAGAUUGCCCAAAAGCUCAGAAUCCGCAAAAUCUUUCUCUCCGGCGGCUUCGGCCGCUCCCCGUACCUUUACGAGCGCGUCAAAGCCUGGGGCAUGACCAUGGGCAUCCAAGUCGACCGCGGCGAUGACUGCUGGUCCGCCGUCACGCGGGGCGCCAUCAUCAAGUCCCUCGGGGUACACACCUCGUUGCCCCCCAUAAUCCGCCCUUGUCCACGGCACUACGGCAUCAAAGUCCGCACACAAUACGCCCCGUAUAACUCCCAUCGACCGUCGGAUAUCGAUGUGGAUGUGGAAGGCGUCAAGUGGGCGACGGACCAGAUUCGGUGGUUCAUCAACAAGGGAGAUGCUCUGCUCCCCGGGAAACCUAUGGUAUCGACGUACGAUUGCCAUUGGAGCAUGAAGGCUUCGCACUUUCCUUCGCCGAAUGCAGCGAACGGGAGGGUUCAGUCACAGAGUCUGGGGUCGAUGUCGCAGCGGUUCGAUAAGCGUGGUGGUGGUGGUGGUAGUGCUAGCAUUCCGCCACCACCACCGGCGGAGGUCUUUAGAGAGGUGGUGUUUGUUGCGUCGAGUGCGGAGGAGCCGCCAACGAGGUUUGCUGCUGUCAAUAAAGCCCAAGACACCGUGGUUACGCUCAAGUGCAACUUGACCAAAGUCCCAGAGUCGCAUAGAAGCGAGUUCACAAAUAAGGAGGUCGGAAAGUUUUACAAGUUCUGGGUGAAAGUAGAGAUACACGUUACGGAGAAGUGCGAGGUCAAGAUCACGAGUGACGGAAAGGUGUUGGCGAGCGCCGAGGUGCCGCUGGGGGAAUCUGACUAG
Sordaria macrospora k-hell is the source of this 2301-nucleotide messenger RNA. RefSeq lists its product as uncharacterized. NCBI's taxonomy places the organism in Eukaryota, Fungi, Ascomycota, Sordariomycetes, Sordariales, Sordariaceae. The record is from RefSeq and is a predicted model, not a curated record.